UUUUGAUGAGAGCUGCGGGCUGUGUAACUUCCUAUGUUUACUACCGGGCAAGAUGGCGGCGCCCACGUAACGACAGCGCGGAGCACGCUGAGUUUAGAAAACAAGCCUUAUUUUUCUUGAGAAUUCAAUCUGAAAACAAAUUUAAACACCAACUGAACAAACGAAAGUUUUUUUUCGGUCGAUCGCCUACAUUGUAUCGAUGAAUUUAUCAUGUUGCACAGCGCAUUGGAAUCUGAAAGAGCUGUGAAAUGUUCACGAGCAUUCAUGUGUAUUUAGAGCUGCUGGUUAUCGUGUCGAUAGAGACAAAUCACUGGGAAACAUAAGGCCAUUGAUGCUUUUAGUGGAACUAUAAGCAGUACAGUAAAGGCAUGCGGUGUGUGAAGGCAUUGCAGCUCACCCUUGCGGUCAUCAAACCAGAUGCUGUGGCCCAUCCGCUCAUUCUGGAGGCUCUUCAUCAGAAGAUUCUCGAAAACUUCAUUAUUGUCAGAAAGAAGGAUCUGAUGUGGAGAGCAGAAGAUUCAGAAAAGUUUUAUGCUGAACAUGCAGGACGUUUUUUCUAUCAAAGACUGGUUGAAUUCAUGUCAAGUGGCCCAAUGAGAGCAUACAUCCUAGCCAGGGAAGACGCUAUCACUCACUGGAGGGGGAUGAUGGGUCCAACCAAAGUGUUUAGAGCUCGCUUCACUUCACCAGACACCCUGCGGGGCCAAUACGGGCUGACUGACACCAGGAACACUACUCAUGGUUCAGAUUCAGUUGAAUCUGCCAAGAGAGAGAUUUCAUUUUUCUUUCCAGAAUUCAAUGCAGAUGAGUGGAAGUCGAGGGAAGAGCCACGUUUUAGGUCGGGACUUACUGAAUAGGAGAGACAAAUUCAUACUCUCCAGGACACAUGCUGAUCACUGGUCUGAUGGUGCUUUUACAGGACUACAUGAAUAUGACUUUCACCAGAUGUUUCAGCAUUUGAUGUUUUCUCUGCAUUGCCAUGUUACUCGUUUGUGACCACAGAAUAUCUCCACCGCAGCUCUGCCAACACCAUUAUAUUCAUUUGUAUGUGUUUUAUAUGUAUGUAUAAAUUUAUAUUUGUUCUAGCUUUGAAUGUCAAUAAAUUUUUACCUCAACGUAGCAAACUCUAAACACA
This is a messenger RNA of Sinocyclocheilus grahami, 1135 nucleotides long. RefSeq names its product nucleoside diphosphate kinase 6. The transcript has 5 exons. Bases 369 to 857 code for a protein of 162 amino acids. Lineage: Eukaryota; Metazoa; Chordata; Actinopteri; Cypriniformes; Cyprinidae. Gene Ontology annotation, biological process: CTP biosynthetic process; UTP biosynthetic process; GTP biosynthetic process. Gene Ontology annotation, molecular function: nucleoside diphosphate kinase activity. Gene Ontology annotation, cellular component: mitochondrion. The record is from RefSeq and is a predicted model, not a curated record.